Linnemannia hyalina is the source of this 1668-nucleotide messenger RNA. Lineage: Eukaryota; Fungi; Mortierellomycota; Mortierellomycetes; Mortierellales; Mortierellaceae. The record is from the annotation of a GenBank genome assembly.
AUGCUGAAGCAAAUACCAACAGUAACGACAGCAACGACAACGACAAAGGCAACAGAGACAUGGGUAGAGGCCGAUGGCUGGUGGCUUCGGGACUUGUUUGUCAAGUACGGCCAUCAUAUCAGGUCGUUGGACGUGUCCAGCCCAGCGUUGAUUGCCGCCAUCAGCAGCGCAGGAACUUGCACUGGGCUGCAAUCAUUCAAGGUAUGGUCCGUACGUAACCGGGGCGGAGGCUGGUACACGCCAACAUGGAUCAGUCGGGACUCCGACCAACAGCAACAGCCGUUCGCACCUCUGGAAGCACCCGGACCUUUGGUCUCGCCUGUUUUUGAGGGCCACAUCCUGCCAAAUCCAGCAGCUCACCCAGCUAAGGAGGAUGCGUUGGAGUACUGGAACCUAGCGCAGCAUGUCUGGCUGAUUGUCCGACAGAACGUGGGGCUGCAACGUCUGACGCUGGGCAAGGACAUCUCGCAACUGGCGGUCGUCUCUGCGGACUUUAUUCACGACACCCUUUCGCCACUGCAGAACCUGGAAGAAUUCGAAUUCUCUCCGCCGGAACUUGACCUUGACAGAUAUCUGAGCAUGCUACCCAAGCUGCAGUCAUUUAUCUCGGAUCAGGGACCCAUCGACUCUGGGGAUCUCUUACGACCCUACAGUCAGCUCUUGAAUCUCAGUCUUCACUUAACGAGGAUGGCCUGUCCACGAUUAUUCUCCCUCCUAAAGAACCUUCCAGGCCUCGUCUCAUUAAGGAUUGGAAGAUUCGAUGACUGCGGUUGGUCUGUCGACCGGGUGAAGGAGUUUCUGGGGGACGCGCCCAUCAACCUGCAAGAUCUUUAUUUCGGCCGUUACCAAUGGCGGAACUACCGUGAUCAUGAGGUAGCGACACUCUUGAUCCCCACGCUGACUCGGUUGACCACGAUUGUCGUUCUGAGAGAGAACUCGGAGACUGCCAGGGCUGUAGGGUUGUAUUGCAGGCACUUGCAAGUGUUUCGACAGGCCACAGACGAGACCUCGCUUCAUCCAGUCAAUGGGUAUCCGAUGGUACCUAACGCCUUGUGCGGGAUUAUAGAGUCAUGUCCGGACCUUGAGGAAUUGGACGCCAUCAGUCACAAAUUUGAAGCGCAGAGACUGUUGGAGUGUCAGUGGGCGAGCUCGAGGCUGAUUGUGUUCCGCGUCCAGAUCAUUGGGGUCGAACGUUUGACCGCAGAGCAGCAAGAUGUGAUGGAUACUCUUGUUGGUUCAGGACGACUACGACUCGACAACAGUACGGACUUGCAAGAGGAUUUACUGUCGGAGGACGAGCGUGGAGCAGUGAGCCAACUACAGCGUAGUCGACUACAACAGCAGGAGAUCCUUAGCCGGAUGAGUCACCAAUGGAUAUCUCUCACAACGCUCUGCUUCGGACUCGAGUACAGGAGACGUGCCUCGUAUCAUCUUGAUGUGCCUCCUCACUAUGAAGGCGAUGACGGUGAAUACCUCGGAUAUGGCGAGCCUAUCCCUAACACGUUGGAGCUGUCUUUGGAGUCCGGACUAGAUCGACUUUCGACGUUGAAUGAUCUGGAGAUGUUUGGGUUUGAGGGAUUGGACCAUCGCAUUGGGAAGGCUGAACUCGAGUGGAUGGCUGUGAGCUGGCCAAGGAUUAAGAUCAUGCCUGGACUGCGGGGGUACUAG